Messenger RNA from Alternaria infectoria, 2148 nucleotides. RefSeq lists its product as uncharacterized. The record is from RefSeq and is a predicted model, not a curated record. NCBI's taxonomy places the organism in Eukaryota, Fungi, Ascomycota, Dothideomycetes, Pleosporales, Pleosporaceae. The coding region runs from base 1 to 2148 and encodes 715 amino acids. Gene Ontology annotation, molecular function: serine-type endopeptidase activity. Gene Ontology annotation, biological process: proteolysis. The transcript has 7 exons.
AUGUUAUCUGCUAACCGUAACGCCGCAGAAUCCCUGGAGCCAGUCAAGAGCGAAGAAGCAUCGCAGAAGGAUGUAACCCCGCCAGUCGAUCAACAAGCUGCGACUUCCGAGCCGAGAGACGUCCCACUUGGAUCUACCACCGUUGAAGUGCAGCGAGAUGCUUCGUCUGAGGCCCGAGUUUACACGGUCUGGGCAAGCGACGUCCACAACGAAGCCCAGGUCAAUGAGACGCGCACUUGGCUCAAGAGCCUUGUCAAAGACAAAGACAGGAUGCGUGACCAGCUGGGAUGGACCUGGGACACCUACGAAGAUUUCCCCAGAGAAGAGUGGGACAGGCUGGCCGAUGAAGGCAGGUUAGAAGAGGAGUUCGACAAUUACGAAGUGGUGCGUUGCUGGUCAGGCGUGGUCUUGGACCAGGCUGGAUACGAGAAGGUCGCAGCCAAAACGGAAUGGAUAGAGGCAAUUGAAGCUAACCUACACACUUCGGACAUGAACGCACGUGCACUUCCGACAAAGACAUAUACCGUCUACGCAGCCGACAUCAGGAACGAGGCCCAAGUCAACGAAACUCGGGUUUGGCUUGAAGGUUUGACCAAGGACAAGUCUAAGAUGCGCGAGGACAAGAGGUUUCCCUGGGAUGAGCCCGAAGACAUACCAGAAGACGAACUCGAUAAAUUGUAUGACGAGGGCAGGCUCGACGCUGAGCUUGACAAUUACGAAGUAGUUUACGCGUGGGGAGGCGUUAUACUAGACCAGUCAGGGUACGACGAGGUGGUGGCCAAGAAGGAAUGGGUGGAGCAUGUCGAGGAUCCGAGUCAAUACCACGAAGUAGAGAUGAGUGCUGUCCCCAGAAUGAGUAUCAAGACUACGGGAACCUUGGAAGCUCGGAAAUUCGAAUGGGGAGAUUGGCAGAAGCAGGAGGGUGCAGCGCGGGACUUGGUCCAAGUCAGCUGUUAUGAGGGAAGCAAUUUGGACGACUUCAAGGACUACGUUUACGAGAAGAGAGCUGGAGAGGGAGUACAUGUGUAUGUUUUGGAUCAUGGAGUACAGGUAGAUGUCAAAAAGGUAGUGACUUACCUCACAUACGUCGGUGACAUCGCUCUAACCCGACUUCAGGAAACCGGCGAAAAAGUGUUUCCAGGAUCCGACAACGAGCAGGACAAUAGCGGUAUCGUAGAAACAAGAGCUUUCACCAACCAAAAUGAUGCGCACAACAUUCGAUACGACCAUUCCCCUAAAGACCACGGAACGAAAGUAGCGUCCAAGAUCGUUGGGCAGUGGGGAACCGCAAAGGGAGCGACACUGGUGCCGGUGCAGGUCAAACCGGGCGGAGACGACAUUCACAACGGGUUCGAAAGGAUUUUUGCAGAUGUUGUCGUUAUGAGCAGGGGCACAGAACGCGCCGUCGGAGACAAUGGUCACAAGGGCUACACACGAGAAGAAGCAGAGAACGAUUACAGAGCAAAGCAAGAGAUUCUCUGGAUAAACCAGUUAUUCAGUUACGGGGUCCCCGUGGUGCUCGCUUCUGGUAAUGAAGCCGAAACUGAAGGCCGAAAAGUCAUCGACCAUUUCCCCCAGGUCUUGGAGACAGAUGACUUUCCCAUUAUCAACGUCGGGGCUGCCACGCUUGCAGGCAAAGCUGCACCUUUCUCGCAAGGCCUGGGUACUCAGCAAGAUCCAGAGAAGCGCACACAGCUGACCAUCUACGGUGUUGGAGUGGAUGUCGACGUCCACGAUCAAUAUGACGGUGCAGCAACGCAGGAUUCGGGUACGUCGUUCGCUGCCCCGGCGGUGGCAGGCAUUAUUGCUACACACAUGAACUACGAAUCCUGGGACCAGAGCAAGCAAGGACCCGACCGAGUGAAAGAAAUCAAGAGAUGGAUAACCACACCUGAGUCGAGCUGGGAGCGUGCCAAAGAUCCCGACAAGCAAGUCAACAUGAACCGAUACUUCUUCUACCGCCGCGAAGACGACAACCAAGAACCCGACAGCCUUUGCACCUCUCUACUCAACGACUUCCACCAAGACGAUCAAGGCGCGACGACUGAUGAGAAUCUAUUCGAGCAUCCGACGUGGCCGGCGGGAGAGUGGACGCUGAAUCUCUUCGGCGAGGAAUAUGUCUAUAGGAAGAAUGGGCAGAGUCCGUGA